GAUAUUGCGGUACACAGCUUCCAUAACAAAAUGGAUUGAACCUCGUCGGCUGGCUGCCUGUUUAAUAGGUCAAGCCUGUGCAUACUACAGUGAGCUACAGAACAGAGCUAUGGACACACCAAACAAUCCUAAGGCGAUAACCAGCGCAAUGGCCGACCAGGUCCAUUUUAACGUUGGCGGGACGAGAUUCUCUACCACCUGGGCCACUCUGCAAAGAAUCCCUAAUUCCAAACUUGGCCGACUACAGGAAAGUGGCAAGGAGAUACAACAGGAGCACGGGGAAUUCUUCUUUGACAGGAACCCUGCUGUAUUUGGCUGCGUGUUAGAUUUCUACAGAAAUGGUGUCCUGCAUCUGCCGGAAACAGUUUGUGGACGACAGAUUCGAGAUGAAUUAGGAUUCUGGGAUAUAUCAGCUGGCCUCGUUUCCAGUUGUUGUUGGCGGGUUCUGUACAAGGAUGAUGGAGUUGACAAGACAAUGGCGUUUCUAGACAUGGAGCUGCCCGUCUUUCCUAACAGUAUGCAGCUAUUUCAGAAGGCUGAGAAGAUGUCUUCCACGAUCUGGAACCUCCUGGAAUACCCAUCAUCAUCAAUGAUGGCUAAGGGGUACAUGCUGUUCUACUUCGUUUGUGUCCUGUUGUCAGUAAUCCCUGACAUGGUGGAUAUUGGAUUCUUACACAUCCUCAACCUUACCAAUUUGGUGUUUCUUCUGGACAUCCUGAUCCGCUUCGUCAUGUCGCCAAACAAAGUACGAUUCAUCUUCAGCGUCAUCAACAUUCUGGACAUCCUCGCUCUCAUGGCUUGCGUCGCAACACUUAUAGUAAGCAUUGUGGAAUUGAUAUUCCCCAAUAUUCAUCUCUCCGUCCAGGCACUCGGGGUAGUUCAGAUGUUUAAGUAUGUCCGGUUCUAUCGCGUGAUGAAGGCCAACCGCGCCCUCGCUUUACUCCUCCUUGCGGUGUAUAAGAGUAAGCGAGCGUUGUUGCUAUAUGUAUCGAUAAUGAUCGUAAAUUGUGUCUUUUUCGGAAUCCUUGCUUUCGGGUUUGACAGCACAUCUGAGUACACCUCCUUAAACGAUGUUCCGUCGUCCAUUUACUGGGCAUUGGUUACCAUGACAACCAUUGGCUAUGGAGACAUUUGCCCUAUUACGAUAGCUGGUAAGGUUAUUGCUGUCCUCUGUGGAAUAAGUGGACUGAUCCUACUUCCACUUCCCAUUUCAGCCGUUUAUCAAACAUUUAGCACGCUCUACUCACGUAACCGAGACCGCGAACGACACGUGACCGAUCUUCAUCCGAAUCAGUUGGCUGCAGUUCCCUUUCACCAGCCAACAAAAGUUAUUUGAUUUGACCAAACAAAAGAGGAAGUUUGGUGUAUGCAACGGAAGAGAUGAGAUGAUGUGUCUAUCUCUAAGAAUUUGUACAUUUUUAUAUGAUACCUAACCGUAUAGCUGGCUAUUUUCACGGGUCUAUAUUUUCGCCAUUUUUACUUAGAUUUACACAACUUUAAUUUUCGCGAUCCAGCUUACCUGUAUGCGUCAAUUAUGUUCGGUUUCCUCUUAUUUUAAUAUGUAAUCUUCUUUGUCUUACAUUAAAGUUUAACAAGUCAAUUUACAAACAAUGCUUUCUUAACAAUCAUUCUUGUCUAUAUACCAAAAGCUAAGAGAUAUAAUUCAAUAUGAACAUGCUUGCUAGUGACGAUGCUGAUAUAGUCGUUUAUAUCGCGGAUAAUAUUUGCGCUUGUCAUAUUAUCACACGGAUAAAAUUUUCGCGAUCACGUUUAUGGCCCGCGAAUUAGCGAAAAUAUCAUCCCCGCGGAAAUAGCCGGCUAUACGGUAGUAGUUAUUUUUUCUGUGCCUUUCUAGAAUACAUCAAAAAUAUUCUUCUGUAGUUCAAUGCCCGAGAAAGAAUAUCUUUAUUUGUGUAGAAAUGUCAUGUAGAGAAUAACUAUUUAUGUAUAUUUUUGGCCAGAUUACGAGUAAAUAUUAUAUUUGUGAGAUGACAAGUAUUACAAAGUAUAAUAAAACAUACUUGGUUGACAGAUUUAUUAUAUUUCGCGUCUUUAAUGACAAUGACAAUGACAAUAUUUUAUUCUCAUAAACAUAUAAACGAAUGCACCAAACGAAUUAUAUCAGCCUUAAUGACAAUUAGUGUGGCCGUGGCGUAUAUCUCUAUCAACUUUUUUCCCAUCACUACGCUUGUUUCACAACUAAUAUGGCACGUGAUAAAAUUGGUAACGGUGUGUUAUUAUAUUUACACAUUUGUAGGUAAAGAAGUUGUUUAUCAUGUUUAUCGAACUCGUUAGUUAAUUUUCAGAUUUAAAAGACACCAGCUAAAGCUUGAAAAUUACCUAAGUCGAGUUCGAUAAACAUGAUAAAUAACCGUCACUUGUUGGGGAACCUCUAUAUACAUGUAUCUCCACCACAACAGUUUAGCGACCUCGAUAUACAUUGUGUUUUACUUUGUUGUUGACGUCGCCGUUUUUUAUUAUUUAUUUGUCUACGUAAUGUUUCAAUAUGUUUGAUAAAAUGCUGGUCCCAUUAAUCACUUACCAUUAGAUAGUUCGUCAGUUCCCUCAGAAAGUCCACGGAUGUAUAUAACGGGUCUUAAAUACAUUCUCACGAUUCCCCAAGGAAGGUCCAUAGAGGUCUGUAAUCCAUUUCCACGAGUCCCCAAGGAAGGUCCAUAGAGGUCUAUAAUUGGUAAAAAUGUAAAACACGAAAAGUUGUUAGGAGUAUCAGUUGAUGAUUGUAUGUCCUGGGAUUACCAGUUCUCAAUAGUAUGUAGAAAAAUCUCAUGUCAAAUUUUUCAAAUGAAAAAGAUAAAACCAUUUUUAAGCCAGACUUCCUGUAUUACGUUUUUAACUGUUUUAUCAAUCCUCAUAUUGACUACUGUGCUACUCUCUGCGGCAACAGUUCAAAAAAGAAUAUUGUUAAGUUGGAGCGCCUUCAGAAGAGAGCAGCCAGAAUUAUUUUAAAUUGUGACUUUUUAACUCCAUCUAAUGACAUGUUUAAAAUACUAAGAUGGCUGCCUUUUUAGCAAAAGGAUUUUAUAUAGUCAGUCUGUUUUUAUGUACAAGAUACUUAACGAUCUAGCUCCACAAAAUUUAAAUUGCUUUACUAGCAUAUCUGAUGUCCAUUGUAGGUCUACCAGAUUCUCAAACACAAAUGUUUUUUACUUACCAUCUCACCAUACAAAUACUUUCAAAAGUCUUUUAAAUAUCAAGGAGCUCAUACAUGGAAUCUUUUACCAAGUAAUGUGAGAAACUGUUCAACACUUUUAUCUUUUAAGAAAGCAGCAAAGACUUUUUUAUGGAGUAAUCUGUAAUCUUGCCGUAGUUGUACUUUUAUCCUUUACAUUAAAUGACGGCUCCAAAAUUAUGUUAAAUCAUAUGUUAUAGUAUUAUUCUUUUAUAUGUUGUAAAUAUUGUAUAUUCUAUUACUUAUCUUGACCAUGUGUAAGACGAGCUUUUAAGCUCAACAUGUUAUCAAGUAUAAAUAAAGACCAUUAUUAUUAUUAUAUUGCACAGCAUAACACCCGAUACUUGAUUCAGUUUUAAUUUGACUUUUUGCUGUAUCCACGUCUUCAAUUGAGUAGCUCUAUCCUCUCUAACCCCUUCGCUCUUCCUUUUCGACAUCCCGUAAGAACAAUUAAGUUUCCAUUCCCAGACGCGAUUGGUCUGUCCAUGCCGUCUACGAGAGUCCCCCUUUCGUGUUCAUGGUGUACUCUACUCCUUCUACUUAUCCCCUCUUUUCUCUGUCCAGAUGAGUUAUCUUCAUCCCUGUACGAAAGAGCUCUCACGUUUACCACCUCAGCGACCUCCCUUAAGGGUUUCCGUUCUACUUCAAUUGGAGUUCCUCUUUCCCCGCCCAAAGUUGUCUUGCCACUCGAUCUACGGAAGUUCCUCUUUCCCCGCCCAAAGUUGUCUUUCCACUCGAUCUACGGGAGUUCCUCUUUCCCCGCCCAAAGUUGUCUUUCCACUCGAUCUACGGGAGUUCCUCUUUCCCCGCCCAAAGUUGUCUUUCCACUCGAUCUACGGGAGUUCCUCUUUCCCCGCCCAAAGUUGUCUUUCCACUCGAUCAUCAGGAGUUCCUCUUUCCCCGCCCAAAGUUGUCUUUCCAUUCGAUCUACGGAAGUUCCUCUUUCCCCGCCCAAAGUUGUCUUUCCACUCGGUCUACGGGAGUUCCUCUUUCCCCGCCCAAAGUUGUCUUUCCAUUCGAUCUACGGGAGUUCCUCUUUCCCCGCCCAAAGUUGUCUUUCCACUCGGUCUACGGGAGUUCCUCUUUCCCCACCCUAAGUUGUCUUUCCACUCGGUCCACGGGAGUUCCUCUUUCCCCGUUUAUAGCUGGUCUACCUACUCUGUCUGUGGGAGUUUCCCAUUGCUGUCCAUGGUGUCCUCCACUCCGUCUACGCCAGUUUCCCUUCACCAUCUACAAGGGAAGUUUCCUUGUCCAGGAGAAGUGCAGCUCUCGCCUCCAUCUCAUUAGCAACCCCUCGUAAGGGAUACUGUUCUCUCUAAAGUGAUGUUCACUUACAGGGUACACAAAAUAUACUAAACGUCAUCUUAUUGGACAUGUGAUACACGUUACUGAACGUACCGGGUAAUUGAUCACUUAUUUGUAAAUACCAACUAAUCUAUUCACUUUACUGGUAUCAAUGUGUAUCUUAUUUUAUAAUUUGUAUUUCGCGCCUCUUUUGUAUGUGCGUUUGUAUAUGCCUAUGUUAAUAAAUAUAAUAAUAAAUAUUGUGGUUUAAA
Molecule: messenger RNA, 4746 nt
Organism: Pecten maximus
Lineage: Eukaryota; Metazoa; Mollusca; Bivalvia; Pectinida; Pectinidae
Product: potassium voltage-gated channel protein Shaw-like
Exons: 3
Coding region: 110-1336 (408 amino acids)
Biological process (GO): potassium ion transmembrane transport; protein homooligomerization
Cellular component (GO): membrane; voltage-gated potassium channel complex
Molecular function (GO): protein binding; voltage-gated potassium channel activity
Source: RefSeq, a predicted model, not a curated record